Messenger RNA from Anthonomus grandis grandis, 4666 nucleotides. Its product is annotated as syndecan. Lineage: Eukaryota; Metazoa; Arthropoda; Insecta; Coleoptera; Curculionidae. The coding region runs from base 160 to 756 and encodes 198 amino acids. The transcript is spliced from 4 exons. The record is from RefSeq and is a predicted model, not a curated record. Gene Ontology annotation, cellular component: membrane; cell surface. Gene Ontology annotation, biological process: cell migration.
GCGCACAGUCAGUGUUUAGCAUAGCAUAGCCAUGCCAUUAGCCAUAGCAUAGCUUAAUGCAUCUGGUGAUUAAAAUUUACUGUUGUGCCAUAUAAAAUUACUUUAAAUUGACGAUAUAAACUUUAAAAUAAAGACCUUAUUUAUAAAAGUGUAUUAGUGAUGAAUUCUAGGAUAUAUAUGGUAUUAUUUUUGGCCGGUUUGGUCUCCUUCACCUCUGCAGCACAGAAUACUCAAAGGAAUUCCGGCGGCUUUGUUUUUAACGAUAAUGAAAUCGAAGGCAGCGGCUUCAAUGGCGACGGGUUAACUCGGGACUUGGAGUCUAGUGGAUCUGGACAAGGUCCUUCAGAAGAUGACGAUGAAGAUCUUGAUUCAAUGUCAGACCCUGAUCGGAGCAAACCCAACCAGCCGCCUCCCGUCGUUGAUGUGAUCCCGAGAAAAACAGAUAUUUCUCCUGACCAAAACACACCCAUAAACCCAAACAAAAACAAGGAUACCGUGAGUAUUACAGAAGAUACCGGCGUCAUUAUGAAUCCCAAGUCCGAAGAUCCUCCAACAUCGUUCUUCUCUCAGCCAGGAAUACUUGCAGCUGUCAUUGGAGGUGCAGUCGUAGGCUUGCUGUGUGCAAUCUUAGUGGUGAUGUUUAUAGUCUAUAGGAUGCGCAAAAAAGAUGAGGGCUCCUAUGCGUUGGGGGAGCCAAAACAAUCCCCUAACUCUAACUCAUAUAGUAGGGGAACGAACAAAGAGUUUUACGCUUGAAAAUAAUCUUGUUAAAAAAUAUAAAAAAAAAGAGAACGGUAACAAUAACGAAACACGUUGACUGCUGGCGAAUUUAACUAAGAACUGAAUGUUUUUCUUUGUUGCUUGUAGUCAAACGCUUUUGUUUUCUUGUAAGUAAUGUUCUAACUUAUUACUUUAACAAGCACAUAACUCAUUUCGAAUAUACAUUUAGCUCCGUUAACAAAUUAUAUUAAACAAUAAUAAUAAUAAUACUUAUUUUAACAUUGUUGCUAAAAUAAUCAAUAUCUAGAACUGCAUUGCCAAAAACUGCCAACAGUAGAUAUGCGAUCGAGCCAUGCAUUGUACAGAAAGUAAUCAUAAUUGUGUUUCGGAAAGUAAUAUUUAUGGUUCAUACCUUAUUGGAUCUUACUUAAAUUAUGCAGAAAAUUAAUGGGAUUUGACCCUAACUUCAAUAAAAGGAAAUUUAUAUAUAAUAAUAUUUAAGGUCCGUCUCUUUAGAAAGAAAUGAUUUUUUAAUGUGGGAUUACUUCAAAUUUUAAACGGGAGUAUUAAUACUUUUCUAUAAGGAAAUGAACGGACUUGCAAUUUAUAUAAGUUUUGGCGCUUUUCCCCAGUAUAUUUCUUAAAAUCCAAACUUGAUCCAAAUUUUAAAAUUGUACUACACUAAUCAUAAUAUCAAAUGCAUUUUAGAGCGCCAGAACUACUUUUGGCAACAUGUAUAUCGGAAAUGAUGCACUACACAAAUAUGAGCCCAUAGUUAUAAAAUGUUUAUAUUCAUGCUAAAAAAUCCAUGUUUAACUUCAAAAAAAUUUUAAUAUUUUAGACUUAUUUAAGAAAUGCUGUUUAUAUUUAUGGAACAAAAGGUGGUAUAUAACCGAAGAUUAGAAGUAUUUUCUGCUGUAUAGUGUUGAAAGUAAAUGAAAAAGUCAAGAUCUUACAUUCAAGUCAAGAAGUUAAAUUCUGCUAUUUAUCUAAAUUUACAUUUUAUUCUGUAAGUCUUCUGCUUACCUGCGUAUUACUUCUUUCCUUCAGGAAUAAGUUCAAGCCAUGUAUAAAAGUAUGUAAAUCUCAAUAAAUUAGGCAUGGUAUCCAUGAUCGAUUGAGCAGCUUUUGCUAAAAAUUAUUAUCUUAUAUUGUCAAUUUGUUCUUUUUUCUUAUAGAAAAUAUUUUCCUGCAUUUGUUCUGUUACAAUCAUAGAAAGGUAAAGUUUGUUUAAAAAAAGAUUGGAUAAGUUUAUUAAAAAUGUAGUGUCCACCGAACACAAUAUAGUGAACAACAGAAUCAUGCCGUAAAAUAAACUAUAUUAAAGGGAUUUUUAAAUGUAUUACCGUACAUAUUUUUAUGUACUGUAUUAGGUCAGUAACUUUAUUUCACAUGAAGUUUUUACAGCUAAAAAUUAUUUUAUGUGUAAUUGUAUUGAUAUCAAUAUUCUUUGGAUGGAAUUUUUAAAGAUAAUUUAUACUGCCCUAUAGCAAGUAAAAUAAGACUUUUUAACUACAAUGGGAGAAGGAAUGGUGUAAAAGAUGUACAAAUCACGAGUAAUUCGAUUAGGCUAAUCAAAUAGUCCACGAUAAAUUAUUCUUAUCGAUAUGGACUGUGCAGAAGGCAAAGCUAUCGAUUAUUUAAACACAAAAUUUCUACUGAAAAAGAUCGAGAGCCACAGUCAAUUCUUACUGCGAGUUUUUGACAAAACUCGCACGAACUUAUGGUUUGUCAACUUCUCCUAAAUUAACUUGUUGCAACAACUUAAUAUUAGAAAUUUUAUCACUGAAUAGAGCAAAAUUUAAAAAAAAAGGCGCAAUAUGUUCUUGAGUUAAAUUUUAUGGUUGUUUGUAGAUUUCAUAAAUAGUUACAUAGUACCCCUCUUUACUAAGGUAAAUCUCGAUCCUUUUUUUACUGUAAUUUAUAUACAUUGAGGAAAUUAUCUCUUUUAACGCAAGUGUGUACACUCUAUGCCAUUUCAUUACGGGCCCAAUUUUAUUAAGGCAACUUACUGUAUCGAGAGAUUGAGUUUCCUUUAAACCUAUAUAGCCGGACUUAACGAUUCGCAAGGGCAAAAGGAAAUUUUGUCAUGAAAAACCGCAUAAAUGAAUUAUUGUUUUACUGCAAAAAGGUUAAAUGUUUAUGUUGAUUUAUAAAUAAUGUGUUAGUCAUUCAGAAAUAUGCUGCGGGGAUAAAUCCGAGGGCACUUCCUUUCUUGGCUUUCCUCCUUGGGCCUCAAAUAAUCUUUGGAGACCUUUGCGAUUCGUUAAGACCGGCUUAAUUAAUUUUCAGGGUUUUUAAUUGAUUUUUUAUUUCAGGGUGUGUUACAUUUAUGCUAUCAGGGUUUUCAGAAUUGUGCAUCUUCUAAUUAUGCCCUCCAUUUUUUCCUAAAAAAAUUAGCCAAAAUCUUUAAUUUUUCCACAGAUCGUGUUGAGAGGUUAAGGUUCAAAGUAGAUAAAUUGAUUAUAUUAAGGUCAAUGGUAAACAAAAGUGGCUUGGGAUUGAUAAAAUGCUAAAAUUAUACAUGCAUGGAAAUUAAUUAUGAAUGUUUGCCAAAUUCAAUUUAUUGCUUAAAUAUUAAUUUAUUCUGAGGAGCCACUCCCUGAAAUUAAAAUUCUUACUCUGGAAUCGCCCUGUAUUCCUAAAUAAUCAGCAUACCUAGAAAUGAAUUAUCUGGGUAUACAAAAGUACAAUAAGAUUUAUAGUAUUUAGCAGUUAAUGUGUAAUAAUGCGUUUGUGCAAUUUUUGCCUUUGCUCUUUUAGGCGGGUAUACAUUCCUUUUCAUAUACUUUUUUUAUACGACUUUUAUACCGCUCUCGGUUAUUUGUGGUAAACAGGUUGGAGGUAACUGGCUAUUUUAUUCCAAAGACAUCAAAUCGUUAUUUUAUCAGCCAGUUUAAAUUAUUGCUUGCUAAAUGUAGGAGAUGUAACAGAAAAUUUUUCUAGUUUGUAAAAUGUAUGUAUAGGAAAUUUUAACUAUUACUUAUAAUAAAAACUUUCAGUUUUUCGUGUAAUUUAUAAUAAUUAUUUAAAAGUGUUUACGUCAAUUUUAUUUAUAAUGUUUUAACAUUGAUUUAAAAAAAAUAUAUUGUCAAUUUUAUUUCCUUAUCGGGCAGCAAGCAUUCUUUCGAUGAUAGCGCGAUUAUAGAUUUUAGCAUUUCACUAAUUAAUAUUUAUGAAAAAAUACUAAUAUACUAAGGACACAAGCAACCCAAAUUCUGCUUUUCAUAUUACUGCAGCGUAUUAGUUUAUGCGACAUAACUGUUCUCGAUGCGCAUGUUAUAGAAAAAUCUUAUACUACUAUAAACUUUCAAGAUUUUUAACCGUAAGGCCCGUAGACUAAGGGUUGAGAUUAUAUAAUAUGUUCUGUUAAUUUUAAUAUGUAUAACUUAAUUUCGAAGGGGUCCAAAUAAUCAUUUGUUAAAAUACUAAUUAACUUUCCUUGAAAUUAAGUAGUUGUUUUUUUAUGGACUGCAUUUUGUUUUUGGUUUUUUUUUUACAGUUUUAGAAAUUAUCGCGACUUAUCACAUGUCCUGACCUCAUAUAAUAUUACUAAUAAUAACAAUAAUAGUUGUAAUAAUGUAGCGUUAAGAUAUAUUUAAUAUAAUUAUUAGUAGAAAUUAAUGUUCACUAACCAUACUGGAUAUUUUGUUUAUUUUUAUACCGCAGCAAAAUUUUCUGUUAUAUCAACAUUUGCUAAAAAAGGACGUAUGGCUUUGGUGUAGCUUUAUAAAGCCUUAUAUUUUAUUAUACGUAUUUUGUUUACGAGUUUAUUUAUUUAACCCUUUUUUUUUAAGUUAAUUAGUAAUAUUUAAAAUGUGUAUCAAUAAUUAUACUAAUUAUUACCAUUUUUUAUUAUACUAUGUGGUUAGCUAUUUAAAAUGGAAGUGUAUAGUAUUAGAAUAAUGUUGUACAAUCUGGUUGUAAAUAAAAUCAAAGUAUAAAA